ACACAGUGAUAUUUCUAGAUCAUCACCUUUUUUUUGACUACAGUGAAUUAGACCCAUCGUGUUAUUUGCCAUAUAAGGAAGAAAAAGCAAAUAAUGGUAUAUUACGGGAGUGUGAGAACGCAAUGGAGGCGUGUUUUCUCAUUUCCAGGCGUGGCGUGCGGACUUCCGUCUUCCUCCACAGACCUCAUAUAAAAUGACGGCAACAUUGCGACCCUACCUGAACGCGGUGCGUGCCACUCUUCAAGCAGCCCUGUGUCUGGAGAACUUCUCCUCUCAGGUGGUGGAGAGACACAACAAGCCUGAGGUAGAGGUUAGGAGCAGCAAAGAGCUUCUGUUGCAGCCUGUGGUCAUAAGCCGCAAUGACAAGGAGAAGGUCCUGAUUGAGGGGUCCAUAAACUCCGUGAGAGUCAGCAUCGCUGUCAAGCAGGCCGAUGAGAUUGAGAAGAUCCUGUGCCAUAAAUUUAUGAGGUUCAUGAUGAUGCGAGCAGAGAACUUCUUCAUCCUGCGGAGGAAACCUGUUGAGGGCUAUGACAUCAGCUUCCUCAUCACCAACUUCCACACAGAACAGAUGUAUAAACACAAGCUGGUGGACUUUGUUAUCCAUUUCAUGGAGGAGAUUGACAAGGAGAUCAGUGAGAUGAAGCUGUCAGUCAACGCUCGGGCCCGAAUUGUCGCAGAGGAAUUCCUCAAGAAUUUCUGAGGAUCCUUGUCUACAUUCCUAAUACCCAUCAGAGAUUGGUGUUGCUUUGGUUCUUGCGGACAAAAACAUUCAAAGUUUUUAAAAUCUCCACAGAGCAAAGGGGAAAGAGUUUAUAAGUUCGCAACCAAGCAAGACGAUCUACAGAAACAACUGGCCAGUCCUGCAGCACUAUAUGCACUCCCCUUUGCCUUCUGUUCAAGGUGCUCCUUGUGCUCAUGGAUAUUAACAAUUGUACAUUUAUUUACUAUCGUUUUCUGUUGUUAGGGAAAAAAGAAAACACAGUCAAGGCAGGUCCUUAAAAGUAUUACCUGUAAUUAAUAUUGAUGGGCACAGGAAUCUUGUUGUUGGACUGUAGUUUUUUUUUUUCCGUUGUCUUUUAUAUACAUGUACUCACAUGCUUUCAUUUUUGUUACAAUGGGGAAAAAAAAGGAAUCAAUUCAAUGUUAAAGAGAUCAUGAGAGAGAGAGAAAAAAAAUGAAAUGGGUGUUUAUAUUUUGGCACUGUCAAUCUCCAAUAUUAGAACUAUUCAAAAACCUGUGUAAAACAUAACAAUAAAUUCAAUAAAAAUAUAUUGUGCUUUCUUUA
This is a messenger RNA of Sinocyclocheilus anshuiensis, 1285 nucleotides long. RefSeq names its product actin-related protein 2/3 complex subunit 4-like. The record is from RefSeq and is a predicted model, not a curated record. Gene Ontology annotation, biological process: Arp2/3 complex-mediated actin nucleation; actin filament polymerization. The transcript has 7 exons. The coding region runs from base 194 to 700 and encodes 168 amino acids. Gene Ontology annotation, cellular component: Arp2/3 protein complex; actin cytoskeleton. NCBI's taxonomy places the organism in Eukaryota, Metazoa, Chordata, Actinopteri, Cypriniformes, Cyprinidae. Gene Ontology annotation, molecular function: actin filament binding.